ACACAGGUGUGGAAGCGAGAACUUACUUUAAUUUAUAGAAAGCAGCUUGACAGUCCGGUUCCCAACACAAUGGUUUAUUCCCUUAGCUAUGGCAUACCCACUUUACCCAAGUUACAUUCACGCACUGACGUCUGCCUCACAAAAUACAUCCACAAGCUCAUCUAUGCAUCACGGUCAUCAUCAACAACAGCAGCCAAAACGAAAACGACGACAUCGCACAAUUUUCAGCGAAGAACAGUUAGAGCAGUUAGAAGCAACGUUCGAACAGACACACUACCCUGACGUUGUUUUACGGGAGCAGUUAGCAAUGAAAGUCGAUCUAAAAGAGGAAAGAGUCGAGGUAUGGUUUAAGAAUAGGCGAGCGAAAUGGCGAAAACAAAAACGCGAGGAGCAGGAGAGACUGAGAAGAGUACAAGAAGAUGAACUGAGUAGAGGCUCUACAACUGGACAAAUACUUUCACGGAGUAAACCAUCAAAUAAUACGUGUUACAGUGAUGAAGAAGCGUCUGAUUUAGAAGUGGCUUAAACAGACUCGAUUAUUCUAUUUUAAAUUAUUAGCGUACUCAUGAAGCA
This is a messenger RNA of Agrilus planipennis (emerald ash borer), 573 nucleotides long. RefSeq names its product homeobox protein goosecoid-like. The record is from RefSeq and is a predicted model, not a curated record. Gene Ontology annotation, biological process: regulation of transcription by RNA polymerase II. Gene Ontology annotation, molecular function: DNA-binding transcription factor activity, RNA polymerase II-specific; RNA polymerase II cis-regulatory region sequence-specific DNA binding. Gene Ontology annotation, cellular component: nucleus. Bases 89 to 526 code for a protein of 145 amino acids. Lineage: Eukaryota; Metazoa; Arthropoda; Insecta; Coleoptera; Buprestidae. The transcript is spliced from 3 exons.